AGCUCUCCACUCCUCUCACUUCACUUCUACUCCUCAUCUCGAAAAAUUGUUAUUUUUUCUAUCGAUUUUGGAUGACUGAUAAAUUCUACAGCAAAUCGAGUGGAUCAAGACGGUUUCGUAUACAACAUGUUUAAAUGAUUUCGCGCUGUAGCCUUCGAAGAAGAUUUCAAAUUUUUCAUCCUAUAAAACCAUUUGAGGGAAUUGUACAUACUGUAUGAAACUAAAAAGUAGUUUGGUACGAAUAAAUAGUUGUGCAUAAAAACGUUUUUCUACAGAGUAGACUUGGUUAUUAUUGUGAACUCACACACAAUCAACUGUACAAUUAGACUUGAUGAAUCAAAAUAAAAAAAGUUGUUUUAUUCCCGUUAUGACUGUUGUUCUCUCGGAAAUAGUCACUUUCUUAUCUUGGGAAAGGAUUAUCGGGGACAAAAUAUUAACAUUUAUUCAUGAAUAAAUCAGCAACAUAAACAUAUAGUUGUGUUUUUGGUCUAUAAGUAUAAACGCACAUAAACGGAAAUCAGAAGGAAAAAAUGGUGAAUUUAUAAUUAUUUUUAUUCAAAAUUUCACAUUAGGAAAUGCUGAGAAUUCCUCUAGUUAUUCGUAAACACCCUUCUUUGCAUUUUGUCCUGCUCUACGAAAACAUAGAUGCAUGCAACCGUGACAGGACCGCUCCUUAUAGAAACUCAGUCACGCAAACUGUUUUUCUCUAAAAUCUUCAAAUUCUGCUGCAAAAAGUUCAUUCCGUUUUCCAAAAGCACAUGUUUUCUUUGACAUUAGUAAUUCUUGUAUCACAAUCGACGACUUUCUCUCCCCACACUAUGAAUUUUGUUUAAAAAAUCUCUUUCUUUCUUUCUAUCCAUUUUUGAAGAUUUUUUUUCGCAAGAUGGAAGAAGCUGACUUGCUAACUUCGAUCCGACGUCUGUCUGCCAUGCUCCAACCUCAAAGUUAAAAGUCUUCCCUUCUUUCUCUGAAGACUUGUUUUCGCCUAUCAGUUAAUUUGGUCUCGUUAACUGACUGGGAACUUGAAUACAGUACUUUUUGAGAGUUAGACGAUGGCUUUUACUUAUGGUUAUCCAUCUGUUUCUUUUCAAAGGUUCGAUGUAAUAAAUGUGAAAAAAUAAUUGAGCGUCAUAACUAUAAUCGGCAUUCAUGUAUUGAUGGUAUCGACAGCGAGAAUCAGUCAUUAUCAAGCGAGCUGGAUUCAUUUGAAAAUGCUCAAGAUACUUUUGAUAAUUCUCAGAAUGAGCUACAACUAUCAACAACAACUGCAGAACAUUUACGACAACUAGUGCUAGAACAAGAACAGCCUGCUCCACCACAACAACAGUUAAAACAAAAUCUAAAAGAUAUAUUUCAUUUAAUGUUAGUAUUUAUUAAAAUCAUUCUUUUCGCUUAUUUAUUUAUUAAAUUAAUUCCAUUUAUUGCUAAAAUCCUAUUCAAUUGUUCAACACCUUACAUGCUUGUUAAAGUUGGAAUAUUUCAAGUGCUUGCAAAGCUUGAUUUAAUAUUUACAUAUUGGUAUAUAUCAUUCAUUCUGUUAUUAGUACUUGCAUCGAUUAUUAUACUUAAAGGUAAAAAUAU
This is a messenger RNA of Didymodactylos carnosus, 1581 nucleotides long. The record is from the annotation of a GenBank genome assembly. NCBI's taxonomy places the organism in Eukaryota, Metazoa, Rotifera, Eurotatoria, Philodinida, Philodinidae.